CAUUCACUAUUUCUGAUGGUUUUCCUUUUAUGUACGUCGCACUUCCAUCAUAAAUCAUUUAUCAAACUCAGUCAUAUCAAUAUCCCAUCCCGACCGAAAUACUGCAUUUUUGUAAAAUUCAUUCUCCUACGGUUUUAAAUUUUGGCCGGGAACAAUGCUCAUGUCAAUUUUGCAUGCUUUUCCAUCGCGAACAUAACUACCAUUUUUUCUCAUCUCAUCGCAAAUAUCUGGAAUUCCACGCUAUUCAAGAAAAUCCAUAUCAACAUCAACUCGUUUUACACACCUGAGUAGGAUGUUUUCUGUUCGUAGAUUCAUCAAUGACUUGAAUUUUUAUCAUUUCUUUGUGCUAAACUCUGUACAAAGCGUUUAAUUACGUUUACAUUGAUGCGACGAGUAUCCGAAUCCGGUGGAUAAAUGAUGGACGAUGAUCCAGAUUUAAGAGAGCAGAUUUUCCAUAAUACUGUCAGAGAGAAUAUUAUUUUUCUGUUGUUGUUUUUACUAUUGUACGUAUCCAGUUAUGCGGUCAUCGGUCAAUUCAAAAGGAAAGAUGACGAAGAUUAUAUUACCGAAGACAGCGACGACGUAUUAGUCUACCAAAUAAGCUUAUGGCUCUGUACAUUUUCGCUGGCCAUAUCAGCAGGCGCUGCUUUUCUAUUGCCAUUCUCGAUUGCGAGUAAUGAAGUUUUACUACUGUAUCCGAACAGUUAUUACGUACAAUGGCUGAAUCAUUCUCUCGUACAAGGAUUGUGGAAUCAUAUUUUUCUGUUUUCCAAUCUUUCGUUAUUUGUUUUACUCCCCUUUGCGUACUUUUUCAUCGAAUCAGAAGGAUUUUCUGGUCACCGAAAAGGUAUCAAAGCUCGUGUUUACGAAACCACGGUUGUGUUAUUAAUUCUAUUCAUUUUCAUCGGAGGUAUUACGUAUUUGAUAUCUUCGCUGAUAGAUGGUUCCAGGACAUCUGGCAUUCUCUCGCUGCUAAAUUUAUGGGGAUAUCAUUUACCGUUCCUGUAUUCCUGUAUCUCCUUUCUCGGAGUGUUGAUGCUGCUUCUAUGCACCCCACUGGGUUUCGCUAGAUUAUUCACCGUUGUUGGACAAUUUUUAGUGAAACCGCAAUUUUUAAGGGAUAUCGAAGAAGAAUAUUUGGUGGCUACGCUGGAAGAACAAUCGAUCAGGAGGAGAUUAGAAAACGUUUGUGAAACUGGGAAAUAUUUAUCUCCUGUUCCCUUAUUCUCUGAUGAUUUAAAGUAUAAACCAGAUGAAUACGAUUCGGUGUUGAAAUUACAAAAUGGAGCCCUUCGACGUGGUCUCUUGGAGAAAUUACAGCAAAUUCAAGAAACCGUGGAAGUUCUAGAUUUUCAAAGAAGAACUUCUUUUCUACAGAGAAAUUUUAUUUAUCCUUUAGCGAUGAUUGUUCUCUUGGCGUUUACGGUGAUCACAGUAUUCAUUGUAUUACAGAAUACUAUAGAGUUGCUUAUUGGGUUCAAAGCAUUGCCUAUCAGCACUCGACAAUUUACAUUAGGCAUUAGUUCAUUAUCGAAACUAGGUCCGUUUGGAGCAGCGUUAGAAGUGAUUUUGAUACUGUAUUUGACCGUCACCUCCACAAUAGGAUUAUAUUCUAUUCCAGUAUUAUCGCAAAUACAACCCAAGUUCAAGAAAACCUCGUUUGUUCACUUGAUCGUGAAUUGUGCUUUAGUUUUAAUUUUAAGUUCAGCGUUGCCCUUACUAUCGAAGAUAUUAGGUUUCACGAAUUUCGAUCUUCUCGGUGAUUUUGGCCAAAUCGAAUGGUUAGGCAAUUUUAAAAUUGUAUUGAUUUACAAUUUAGUGUUCAUGGUGGCAACUGUUUUAUGCCUAGUGACGAAAGUCACGGCAAGUGUGCGACGAGAAUUGUAUCGAAGAUUGAAAAGUAUUUGUUCUUGGGUUGUCCUGAAGAUCAAACCCAGAAAUCGGGCUCAAGUUCCUUUCGCUUCGUCUCAAUCGUCUAAAGAAGACUGAAUGUUUUGCUUAUCUUUUCUAGUCGUUGAUUUUUUUCCCACCCAGUGCAUUGGGUUUUCCACAUUUCUUUCAAUUCCUUAUUCUAAUAGCGCAAAUAUUUUUUUUACUAUUCUGUUUUCCUUAUGUGUGAAUUGCAUUGUUUUUUUUUUGUUUUUGUAAAAGUAAUUUUGUAUUUUUUUUCUUCAUUUUGUGUAAAUACGAAGUGUUUUAUUUUGUUCGUAUUUUGUUUUUUUAUGAACUAUAUUCGAAAAACUAGAAGUAGGUUUUUCUGUAUUGUGAUCACAUUGUGUUUUAAUUGUUUUCGUUUCUCUUUUUUUCUCCUUUUUAUUGAGCUGGACUGUCAUUUUCGAGGCAGCCUCAGUGAGAAAUAAGUUUAAGUUAUGUGUUUUUUCGAUUGCAUGUUCGAAGUACCUGUACGUAGUAAAUAAUUGGAGAGUAAUUCGUUGUGAGCUGAUUAGAAAGUAUUUUCUUUUACGCGGGUUCUCGAGAAUCUAGAUUUUGAAUAAAACAGAAUCGUGAAUUUUAAAACUGACCUUCGGUUAUUUUAUCAUUUUUUACAGUAAAUUUCAGAGCACUUGGAUUCUGUAUGUACAAAGUCCGGAAUUAGAAAUCAGUGUAAAAAGAACAUACUUUCUUACAUAGUUGCUCAUCGAUUGAUGAAUAGAUUAGAAUAUUCCAUGUGUGUAAAAUCUUAUCACAAAAUAAUAUGUCGUUUUCAAUACAUUUUUGCCCUGAUUUGUACUUUAA
Molecule: messenger RNA, 2736 nt
Organism: Planococcus citri (citrus mealybug)
Lineage: Eukaryota; Metazoa; Arthropoda; Insecta; Hemiptera; Pseudococcidae
Gene: lili
Product: LMBR1-like protein
Exons: 13
Coding region: 415-1989 (524 amino acids)
Biological process (GO): signal transduction
Cellular component (GO): plasma membrane
Molecular function (GO): transmembrane signaling receptor activity
Source: RefSeq, a predicted model, not a curated record